UUGCCUUCAAUUGUUCGAUUGUUGAUUCUGCGCCAAACGGCCAAUGGCUGACAAAUCUCUUGUGUUAUUAUUUGUUUAUUUGAAAAACAUAAGAAGUCAGGAUGGACGAUCGAGGAUUUAGAGGGGAUCAAGGAAAUAAAGGGAAAGGUAAUAGAAAUCGGCGUGAUCGAGGAUUUCGAGACCCCAGAGAGAGACGUCCUAGACCAAGCAAUGCUAAACAAGAUGAACGAUUGACAGUUGGAACUCCACCGACUCAAAUAAAAACUCCAAUUAUUCUAACCAAGCAAAGUGAAGGAAAAAGUGGAAUUGAGUUGGAAAAAUCCAUCAGUAUCAAGCCAAGAGAAGAAGGUACUGGCACAACUCAUAUAGCUGGAGCUUCUCCAGCAUUUCCUCAGAAAAUCAGCAAAUCAUCUAUUGAUGCACCUAUUUCUUCUGGUCUACUUUCUUCAAUCACAUCUGCAAGCUCUGGUCGGCAACAAGUACAGCGACGUCCUAUAGUUGGUUCUUCUGGUGGAGGAAUUGAUGGAAGUGACCUAACUGCACUAAACACAACUUUGAAGUGUUAUAAAAUUGUAGAUGAUAAAUUCCACUGGAAUGACCAUGCAUUGGAGAUCUUAACAGAUCAAAGUGAUUUUCUUGUUGUGGGAGUAAUUGGUUGUCAGGGUGUUGGAAAAUCAACUAUUCUUUCUCUUCUUGCAAAUGGCUUAGCUGAAAAGGAUAAAGGGUCUUGCAUAUUUAAUCCCCAAUCAAGGCAAACUGAGGAGCUAAGUGUGAAUGAAACAACUGGUAUUGAUAUGACUAUUACAAAUGACAGAAUUAUCUUCUUAGACACUCAGCCUAUUCUUAAUGCAUCCAUUUUGGAUAAUGUCAUUCGUUAUGAAAGAAGCCUCCCUUCUGAAGUUUCAUCUGCUGAAAAUUAUGCUGAAUUACAAUCCCUGCAAAUUACAACAUUCCUUUUCACUGUUUGUCAUGUCAUUCUUGUGGUGCAAGAUUGGUUUUGUGAUCUCAAUGUGAUGCGAUUUCUUAAAACUGCUGAGAUGUUAAAGCCAACCUCAGGUGUCCAUUCUUCAUCUCAUGAAAGUUCAAGCAACCUGUCAUCAGACGAGUUUGAUGACUAUUACCCUAAUGUCAUGUUUGUCUACAACAAGUGUUCUCGAGAGGAUUUUGAGGCAAAGAAUAUACAAAAUAUGCUUCUAGUUACUGAUGUUCUUUUUCAAAACUCCAGACUUCGUAUAAAAACAUCUGCAUCAUUACCUUCGGUUGACAAAUUUCCCUUCUCUUAUGGUUUUCAUCAGUAUGCUGACUUGAAUCUGUUUUUGGUUCCAAUGUCAGAGGGACUUUAUGAAAAAGAAGAGAAAAAAGUCAAUUUGUUGAAUUAUGAUGGAUAUCCCAAUCUAAAAGUAAUUGUUAAGCAGUUGAGAAAUCAGAUAUUUUCAAUGAGAAGACAUCAUCUUACUCAUCAUCAGCUUUCAGAAAAAAAUUGGUAUCAUUUUGCUGCUCGUUCAUGGGAAAUGACGAAGAAGUCAGCCCUACUUUCUGAAUACAACCGCUUACUGCCAUGAAAUCGUAAAUGGCUGAAUACAGUGGCCUAGUAGACCAAGACAUAGAGGUUCUAUAAAGUAUCAUGUCCUUGGUGUAAGGUUGCCAGAAGGCAAAAUCACAAUGAGGUGGAUUGCUGUUACUUAAAACCAAUCAACUUGAUGGGUGACAAAUGUUUUAAACAACCUCUAUUGGAAGCUUUUACAAGUUCAAUUAAAGAAAAAAGGUGAACAUAAUUAUGUAUAUUGCAUUCAAUGUGUAUUGAAUAAUUUAUAAUCUCUUCACAGCA
Xenia sp. Carnegie-2017 is the source of this 1828-nucleotide messenger RNA. Its product is annotated as protein SMG9-like. Gene Ontology annotation, biological process: nuclear-transcribed mRNA catabolic process, nonsense-mediated decay. Bases 102 to 1562 code for a protein of 486 amino acids. The record is from RefSeq and is a predicted model, not a curated record. The transcript has 17 exons. Lineage: Eukaryota; Metazoa; Cnidaria; Anthozoa; Malacalcyonacea; Xeniidae.